Messenger RNA from Sphaeramia orbicularis (orbiculate cardinalfish), 7413 nucleotides. It is a transcript of the gene magi3a, whose product is annotated as membrane associated guanylate kinase, WW and PDZ domain containing 3a. Lineage: Eukaryota; Metazoa; Chordata; Actinopteri; Kurtiformes; Apogonidae. Gene Ontology annotation, cellular component: cytoplasm; cell-cell junction. The record is from RefSeq and is a predicted model, not a curated record. The coding region runs from base 909 to 5336 and encodes 1475 amino acids. Gene Ontology annotation, biological process: signal transduction. Gene Ontology annotation, molecular function: protein binding. The transcript is spliced from 21 exons.
AAAAAAAAAAAGUUAUGGAGCGGACCUUAAUCGGAUCACGGCUCUUGCAUGCUGCUGCGUAGUUUUCAGCAGAAAAAAAAAAUCCACACAGUGCCUCCGGAGAAGAAGGGGAGUCCACGGAGCGCGUUACGCACGAGUAAAAACAGGACUUAAGUGUUUUGUAAGAACCGGAUCACCAGCCGGUUCAGCAGAGGACCAGGUAUGUUUUUCCGUUUCCAAGGGCUGCGUUGCUGAUGUCACCGCAGAGGAGGGCAGGACAGAAGGACAGGUGCGUAAAGUUGACUGUGCCGUUCAUUGGAAAGCAUGAAGAAGUAUCACGGGACGACGCGCACCACAGCUCACUAAUCUGUUUGGGAAAUCAAGCUUUUUUUUUCUCCGUUUUUAUUCCACCAGCUUAAACUAUUUUCUCAACAGUGUUGCCACAUUGAGUCUAUUUUUUUAAACUCCUAAAUGGAAUAGACACCACGCGUUUGGCUCCGGUGCGCACAAACUGCAGGGGUUCACAAGAUCUGUGGAGUGGGGUGGAUGAACCCGCUGCUGCUUUUUGAAGUGCACAUUACUUCAAACUGGGGUGUGGGAUCGAACCAGCUCCAGCUCCAGCAUCAGAAGCAACACUUUCCGCUUCAAUGCGACACUGACGCAGGUCUGGCAUCCCAGUCCCAGACAGGUGAUGCUUGGGUAAUACAUGGAAGAUCGGACAUCAACAGAGUGAAGGUGAUCUGAAAACACAGACUUGUUUUCUUUGUGUGUGCCUGGAAUGGAAUAAAAUAAAGGAAACCAGCUUCGACUUUUAUAAUCUGCAAUGUUUUUUCCGUGCGUCAUUACAUCUUAAGAGUAAGAGGCGGGUUUUUGCACUGAAGGACACUCGUUCUUGGACUUCCUUCUAGGUUCACAAGAGCAGGUCAACCAUGUCCAAGACACUGAAGAAGAAGAAGCACUGGUCCACUAAGGUGCAAGAGUGCACCGUGUCUUGGGGGGGUUCCGGGGAGUUGGUCACCGUGGUGGAGGUGCGUGGAGGCGCAGAGCUCGGAGAGUUCCCCUACCUCGGACACAUAGUUUCCGAGGCGAUGGUUUGUCACGUUGGGAGGUUUCCGUGCAGUGGAGACGUGCUGCUGGAGGUGAACGGCACUCCGGUGAGCGGACUGACCAACCGGGACUCACUGGCUGUCAUCCGCCACUUUCGAGAGCCAAUCCGUCUGAAGACUGUGAAACCAGGUAAGGUGCUGAAUACUGAUUUGCGUCACUACCUCAGUCUGCAGUUUCAGAAAGGCUCGCUGGACCACAAGCUCCAGCAGGUGAUCCGGGACAACCUGUAUCUUCGCACAAUUCCCUGUACCACUCGGCAGCCCAGAGAGGGGGAGGUUCCUGGAGUCGACUAUAAUUUCAUCAGUGUGGGGGAGUUCCGGGAGCUGGAAGAAAGCGGGCUGCUGUUGGAGAGCGGCACCUAUGAUGGUAACUACUAUGGCACUCCAAAACCCCCUGCAGAGCCCAGUCCUGUACAGCCAGACUUGGUGGACCAGGUUCUGUUUGAUGAAGAAUUUGACACAGAGGUCCAGAGGAAGCGCACGACUUCUGUCAGCAAGAUGGACAGAAAGGACAGCAGUGCCGCCCCCGAGGAGGAAGAGGAAGAAGAGAAGCCUGCGAUGGUGAAUGGCCUAACUGAGCACAAGGACAAGGCAGAGUGGAGGAGGACGGUGCCCAGCUACACCCAGUCAGCCGGGGCCAUGGACCUACGUACAUGGAACACGAUGCCACAGGAUGAAAGUCAGGAGCCUUUACCAAAAAACUGGGAGAUGGCCUACACAGAGACUGGCAUGGUCUAUUUUAUAGAUCACAACAGCAAGACCACUACCUGGCUGGAUCCCCGCCUCGCCAAAAAGGCCAAGCCACCUGAGAAAUGCGAGGAGGGAGGUGAGACAACAUGUGCAGAGCUGCCCUACGGCUGGGAGAAGAUUGAGGACCCCCAGUAUGGCACCUACUACGUUGACCACAUUAACCAGAAAACCCAGUUUGAGAAUCCAGUCCAGGAAGCUAAAAGAAAAAUGAGCGUGGAUACACCAACAGGAGUUCUUCCACCAGCCGCCACUCCAUCAGAGGAGCCUGGUAGGGGAGUUCGGGGCUUCACAAGAGACCCAUCUCAGCUGCAGGGCUCCAUCCUUCAGACAGCACUUAGGAAAAGCCCACAGGGCUUUGGGUUCACCAUCAUUGGAGGUGAUCGACCUGAUGAAUUCCUUCAGGUUAAAAAUGUCCUCCCGGAUGGGCCUGCGGCACAUGACAACAAGAUUGCCUCAGGUGAUGUGAUUGUGGACAUCAACGGGACAUGUGUACUUGGGAAAACUCAUGCUGACGUUGUCCAGAUGUUCCAGUCCAUUCCUGUAAACCAGUAUGUGGACAUGGUCCUUGCCGGGGCUACCCCCCUCCCCGAGGACUCCAGUAGCAGUGAGGAAGCAUCAGGAGGCCCUGGUACCUCCAAGGACACUUCUCCUUCCCCCACUCCACUUCCACUUCCGCAGGACCCCAACUACACCGUCCCAGAUGGAGGAACCCUGUCGAGGCAGACUCCUGCAGUGCCGCAUAUGACCAAUGGAGGACGCCACCACCACCAUUCUCAUUCUCACCAACAUCACCACCAUAUUCCCCACUCCCACAACCAAGAUGGUCCUGAAUCCACUCUGCUACAGCCAGAGCUAGUGAGCGUGCCCUUGGUGAAAGGCCCUGGAGGGUUUGGUUUUGCCAUCGCAGAUUGUCCCCUGGGUCAGAAGGUGAAGAUGAUUCUCGAUGCCCAGUGGUGCCGUGGCCUCUUAAAAGGCGAUGUUAUCAAGGAGAUAAACAGACAGAAUGUCCAAACGUUGAGCCACUCUCAGGUGGUGGACAUCCUCAAAGACCUGCCAGUGGGGAGUGAGGUCAACGUGCUGGUGCUUCGGGGAGGUCAGACGUCUCCUGUGAAAUCCCUAAAACCAUGCACAGCUCCCAUUUCCCAAACCAUAUCCCAGCAAACUCCUCAACCGGCGGUCCAUCCGGUGCCUCACCCAUGUUCCCAGCCUGUGUCACAGCCACAGAAGCAGGAAAUGAUGAGCAGUACAGAGACCCUCAGUCACCCAGAGGUGCCUCCGAAUGCAAUGUCCUUCCCUGCUAAUAACAUGCGCUCAUCUUCACCCAAACCGGACGCAUCUGAGCUCUACCUCAAGUCCAAGGCCAUACAGGACAGCAAGCCUCCCAAUACAAAGGACUUAGAUGUGUUCAUCAAAAGGAACCAGGAGUCGGGCUUUGGUUUCAGAGUGCUCGGCGGCGAGGGGCCUGAUCAACCGGUGUACAUUGGUGCCAUCGUGCCUCUCGGUGCAGCUGAGAAGGAUGGGCGGCUGCGAGCAGGAGAUGAGCUGCUUUGCAUAGAUGGAGUUCCAGUCAAAGGCAAAUCCCACAAACAAGUUCUGGAGCUGAUGACCAACGCAGCCCGUAACGGCCAAGUCAUGCUCACUGUCCGUAGAAAACUGGCACAAACAGAGGGUGUUGAAGAGAACGGUAGUCAGCAACCUCAGCAUGUAGCAUCUGCCCUGGUCAACAGUUCUCCCAAGACGCCUCGUGUCGACGGGCAGAACGUCAUCCACCCCGCUCAUCCCUCCCGGCCUGAGAGUUUUGAUGUUACUCUGCAGCGUAAAGACAACGAGGGCUUUGGUUUUGUUAUCCUCACGUCAAAGAACAAGCCGCCACCUGGAGUUAUACCUCACAAGAUUGGGCGCAUUAUCGAGGGCAGCCCCACAGACCGUAUAGGUCAGAUGAAGGUUGGAGACCGUAUCUCUGCUGUCAACGGCCAGUCUAUCAUGGAGCUGUCACACAAUGACAUUGUCCAGCUCAUCAAGGAAGCCGGGACCUCUGUCACCCUUACCGUUGUGCCUGAAGAUGACAGUGCUCCUCCAUCUGGAACAAAUUCAGCCAAACAGAGCCCUUCGGCACAACACAGAGCUGUUGGCCAACAACCUCCCAGCUAUCCAGACAGGAAUGGUGACUCUGAGUUAAAGAACUCUUUCUCACAAAGAGAGAUGGGAGCACUCAUCACCUCAGGCCCUAAACAGGGUUGCUUUGUGGUGGAACUGGAACGCAGCCAGCGGGGCUUUGGCUUCAGCCUUAGAGGAGGGAAAGAAUAUAACAUGGGCCUGUUCAUUCUACGACUCGCUGAGGAAGGACCUGCUUUAAAAGAUGGCAGGAUACAUGUUGGAGACCAGAUCGUGGAAAUCAAUGGUGAGGCCACGCAGGGCAUCACACACACUCGGGCAAUUGAGUUAAUCCAAGCAGGGGGCAGUAAAGUUCACCUGCUGCUCCGACCUGGACAGGGGUUGGUCCCUGAUCACAGUUCGAAGGACAAAGUAACCAUUCCAACCUCAAGCUAUCCCAGACUUUCUGUAUCUGACGGACAGUCGUCUCCAGCCUCUCCAUCUUCUGUCUCGUUCUCAACAUUAGAACUAUCCCCGAUGUCCUCCAAAACAACAGGCCCUGAUGAGUUCUCUGGCGGGGAUUCCAGGGCGACCGGAUCCCCUGGCGCUGGUCAGGCUAACCGAUCACGAGGGCAGCAGCUCUCUCAUCACAACCAUAAUCGUACCAUCAGCCCCAGCUCUCACAACAGAAAAGCCAGUGACUCCAAGUCUGCUAGUCCUAAGAGAGCCCCCGAAGGCUGGGGAGAUUAUAGGGAGCGUUCCCAAAGCCCUAGAAAAACCGAGCGAGGCCACAGUGGUUCGGUAGAAGAUACGAGCAGGGAAAGAAAAGCUCAUGGGCAAAGAGACCACCACUCCUCCAGCCCCAGGAAGGGAUCCAAGAGGGAACAAGACCCUGCUAAGACCCUAGAAGAUCCUCAGAGCCCACGGCGUCCAAGUGGCCAACAGCCUAGGGUCCCCACUGAGGAAGGGAAAGACAGGAGGUACAGUGAAGAAGAUGUAGCCUACAGACAGGAGAGGGGAACUACAGAGACUGGAGACCGAAGCAAAGGGACCAGUGAUCGCCACAAGAAGAACAAAAGGGCUGAACAAGAGGCAGCGGCACAAAAAUCCCAAGCGCACAGGGAGAGGGUGGGUUCGGAUGCUGAGAGCGGCACCCUGAGCCGGCGAGGUGGAAAAGACAGGGAGUGGGAGAGGCAGGGGGAUAAGGAAUACCGGGAAAGCAAGAACUAUGCGCCAAGUGAAGAAAUGAAUAGAAAAGACCCCAGAGGUUCAAGCAGUAGCAUCCAGGACCCCAGCUGCAACGGAACAACCACCAGCAAGAAAGCUCAAAUCACCCCAGGCCCGUGGAAAGUUCCCAGUUCUGCCAAGAUCCAGUCCCAAGUGGACACAACAUAUGAAAGUAUCUGAAACCUGUGAGCUGAGCCUCUGCAAGACGGACAGUCGAAGUGGAAGGAUGGUUUUUAGUUUCACUUUUAGACAAAGCAGAUCACUGUGUAACCAGCAAAAAUAGGUUCUCAUUGCUUUUCUUUAUUUUUUUCACCCAGUUUGCCUCAGUCGUUUUACAUUAUGGCUCUCGGUCUAAUAUGAGUAUGUGAUGUAUGUGACAGUUGUGUGUGACAGAUGGGUUCUGAGUGUGAUUUUUGGAUGUGAUUCUGUCUGUUCUGUGCCAAUCAGAGACUCCGGUUGUUAAGAAGCUGCUCUGUUUUGCAGUCACUGUGAGACUGUUUGCAUUGGGAUGAACUGAUCUCUACUCGCCUUGAUGAAGGAUCCUGCAUUUUUUUUUUUUCUUUUUUACUCUUUGAAGGUUUAGAACACAUCCAUGCAAUCACUCAGCUUUUCUUCCUGGCAAGAUGGAUUUACUGUUGCUGGCUGGUUUCUCUUUAAUCAGCUGCAAAGGGGGACAGAGUGUCUUCUGAGUCAUUUACUGUGUGUGUUUUGAGAGCCCAACUAGGGUUAUUAACUUGGUGUGUGACUACAUUCAUACACAUGUGAAGACUGAAAUAGUCUAAUUCCAUUAUCUUACCAGAGGGUGGACUGACCACUCUGAAGCUUUAUAUGCAUCAAUCAGCAGACCAGAUACUUGUGGUUAUAGUUCUAAUGUUUGUUACAUGUGUGUUAAUAUUAAAGCAUAAUGUAAUUUAUUGAGAUUAUGUAUAAACAAACUGUUAGUAAACCAUGCAGAGUCAUUUCACUUUUAAUGUGGAUUUAUAGAUAGAAAUAGAAUGUGUAGAUAAGCAUCUCCAUCUAAAAAAAAUGCUAAAUGUCUUAACUUGAGCAGACAUUACAGCUGUUGCUCAAGCACACAUUGUUAAACGUAAUAACACUGUAUAACACUAUAGGAAAAGGAAAAGUGCAUAUAUCUGUCACUCUCUGACUUCAUCUAUACAUUCUAUUUCUAACAUCAUGGUCUGUAAACAGUCAACCGAGCUUGAUUCAUAAUGUUGUCCAUUGUGUAUGUAUACAAGCUGACUGGCCUGUGUAUUUUAAAUAUCACUGUAGCAUUGACUAUACUUAAUCGGACACAUGUAUUAUUUAAUGAAGUGAUUACACAUAUAUUGAAGUAUAAUUUAGAUUGGAUUAACAAAGCUUGAUUGUAAGGAGUGCAAAAUCUGCCUUCAUUUAUUAAAACUUUAAGAGAUAUUUGUAUUUUUAUCAUGGAAAAUUUUGGCACAAAACCAUAUUGCUUUUCCCAUCAUAAUCUCGAGAUCUGUUUUGGAUCUUUUUUUAAUUAUUAUUUAAUUCCUGAACCUAAAUGUGAGAAUAACAGUAUGUAUACUUUGUCUGUGUUAAUCAUGAACAACAUCAUGCCUGUCACUUUAGUGGUAUAAAUGAAGUUCACGUGUGUUGUCCUAUGAGGAGGUAGACUCAUAAUUAAGUGUGGAAAAAGGCUUGUUUUUUGGGAGUUUGAUGUGAAAUUACAUUAUGAUGUUUGUCAAAUUAAAUUUUACCAGAGGCAGUACAGCUAUCCUCUGUUCUGAAGACAUUUUGUGUUGUUUUAAUGUUGCUACUGUGGAGUACAGAGACAUCUAGUGGUUCAUACACUACUAUUCACAAGCUAGCCAUUGCUUAAACUGUACCCUCAUCAGCCUGCCUGUUUAAGGAUGUACAGAAAUAUUACAUGCAUCUCUUGGUCUGUGAGACCACAUACUAAAUUAUUGUCCACAUUAUUGUCGAUAUGUCGGGCUACUGUAUUAUUAAUUGUUCAUUACCAUGUAUGAUACUGUGGCCUUGCAUUGCUUCAAUAUAUAUUAUAAAAGAAAAGUCUUUUAGUUUUGACAUCACAGUAGUUGUAAAUGUUUAUAAAUUGUACAGCACCUGUAUAAAUAUUUGCCUUCAUGCAUAAAAAAAAAAAAAAAAUCCUCUGUAAAUCGUUUCAUUAUUUUUUUAAGGGACCUAAAAGGAAAUGAUAUAAAAUGGGUGAAUAGAAAUAAUCUGGUCAUGGCAUUCUGUUCAUGCACUGAUAAAUAAAGGUUUACUGAAUAAA